AUGUUGCAGCCUCUACUGUGCUGUAGGAGCAUCAGUGUCGGUACGAAGCUGACCUUGCUGGUGUUUGCUGCUGCACACAUGGCUGUGGGGACUGGACAAGGUCUCAUGGCUGAUUACCACUGGUCAAUGGAUGAGAUGACAAUCGGCGAUGGUAGCGAUUCUACACCUCGUGCACACGCGCACGGUUCCCCGUCACUAGUGGACGGCGUUAUCGGUCGCGCCACCUAUCUGAACGGACAUGAACAGCACCUCGACCUUGGAGAAUUCCCAGAAACCUGUUUAUCAUCACUGACGAACUGUGUUCGAGGCUUUUCAGUCGCUGCAUGGAUCAAACCGGGAAAUAAAACAAAAGAGCGUAGCUUUAUUCUCUCUACAGGCGGGCAGACUCCGAUGUCGCAAGGGUUCUAUCUAGACUUCGAGCCAGAAGAUGGAUACGAGAUAGGCGUCGGUGAUUGGUGGAGAGAAUGGAAAGUUACCUUUGACCUAAUGGAGGGAUUAUGGGUACAUAUCUUAUUUACAUGGAGAACAAAUGCAGGGCUUACUCUGUACGUGGAUGGGGACUUUGUGGCAUCAGACGCCUUGGGUGCAAACAGGACAGCGUCAACACUUCAGCAGUACGACAUGUUCAAGGCCUUCAACGUCGGGAAGCCGAAUCACCUGGCGGAUGGAUAUGGGGACGUCACUGUUGAUGAGCUAUCCUUCUGGAGCAAAGUUGUGGAUGUUGAAAGUCUAACCAUACACAAUUUCCUUUACCUGGGAUGCCAGAAGAGAAACUCAACCGGCGAUAGGGAGAUAAUCCAACAGCCAAUGAACGCGACCACCAUGACUGUCACAGUCUGCCGGCUGACAUGUGGGAGGGGCGGUUACGUCAUGUCUCUGCUGACCAAUGGCUCGAGUUGUUCUUGCACCUCGGACGCCAUGUUGAAUUUGACAUCGAAGGAGUGUUCAUUACCUUGUUCUGGUGACUCUUCUCAAAUAUGCGGUUCUAAAGGGGCCUAUAGUGUUUUUCGCUCGUCUGGGCUUAUUAUUCCGGAGCCGUCCGAUCCUGAGCCGAUUUCAGAGAUAGUUUUUGAAGCGGAAGGUAGUCAACCCUAUAUCUUAGUAUCUGACCUGGUGCGGUUCAACUUUUCGAUAAAGCCAGGAAGUGACGUCACGUUCUACAUCCGGUUCGGUGACGACACACCCGAGGAAGAGUCGAGCAACGGGGUUGUUCACCACGUUUUCAAGGAAGCGAAGACCUUCGUGGUGAAUAUAACUGCAAUGAACGACAUCAGCAGCGUAUGGAGGACAUUUUACGUCACAGUUGAGUCACUGGAAACGCCAAUCCGGCAUGUUGAAGUCGUGGCUAUACCAGCUGAACCAAAUCGACCUCCAGAGAUUCAACCAUUCCUCGUGGGGGGUCAGGACGCUACAUGUUGGUUGUCAUAUGGAGACGGUUUUGUUGUGGAAUUUGUCGCAAAGCAAAUAUCAAAUUUUACCAACACACAUAUUUUCCCCAAGGCUGGUGACUAUUUGGUGGAACUGAAUUGCAGCAAUCAUCUUGGCAGUAUGACAGCACAGACAAACGCCCUCUUGCAGGACCGCGUAGAAUUCCAACUCAUGACCGAGAUGUUAGAUGUUGAGUAUGGCGACUCAUUCAACGUUUCGUGUCUCAUCCUUAAUGGCACCAACUCAACGUUUUGGCUUGCGAUUGGGAAUGACUCAUCGGUGGCAUACAGAGAAUUCAACUCAGCACUCGGAAAUCUGACCUUUCAACUUGGACCAGACCAUUACGAUUGCCCGGGGACGUACGCCAUAGCUGUUUCUGCUUUCAAUCUUGUGACGCCUGUUUUGAGGCAAAUAGGAAUUGUAAACGUCUUAGAGCAGAUAACAAAUCUAACGAUAUCCGGCGAAAUCACCUACGCUACCCCUGGACAAAAUGUUGCUCUGCAGGCAAAAGCAUGGUCUGGAACUGACGUCCAUCUUGUUUGGGACAUACAAGGAUCGCCUAUGGGGGUGCACGCCGCAGAGGAUGAUGGGAGUUCUUCGUCACUGGGCUACGUGUCCUUCUCGCUACCUCGUAUUGGAGAGUACGAAGUGUACUUAGCAGCAUUCAACAACCUCGGCCAACAAGAGACCACGGCACAUGUGCUUGUGGAUAACAUUGUUCAAGGUUUGAGCCUGCGCAGUUCGAGUCCAGUCUCGAACCCGCCGGGGGAAGUUGUGUACGAGAUCAUGCUGCCUGGUGAUGACUCGAUCCCAGGGGCGGCUACGGCGGUCUGUCAGAUCUCGUUUGGAGAUGGGACCAUGAGUGACGCUGAACCCGUCAACUUCACGGCCACGAGCUUUUACGAACUUUCCCACGUUUUCAACCGGAGUGCUUUCGGCCUUCUCGUCGCGCGUGCAAAUUGUUCGAACGCACUGAGCUUCCAGGUCUUCGAAACAGAUGUCCACGUUUACGAACCGAUCUCUAUCACCAACCUCCUCGCUUCCUACUGGGUUGUGGAUGGGGAGUUUGAAAAACCCGGAUACGGGCCUGAGAGGAAGCUACUCCCGGUGGAAGAGCCGGUCAUCUUCACGGUGCAACUUGACACCGACGACGGCGACGUCACCACGCAGUGGUCAUUCGGUGACGGUCAGGACAACGCCACGGCGUCAUUGAAGACGUCCCAUCAGUUUGACCACGUCGGGACGUACCACGUCAUAGCCAACGUCAGCAACCCCAUCAGUGGCGACAUGGUGACGACGUCUGUUGAACUACAGAGAAGUAUAAAAUUCCGCUCCUUCACAGCAGUUGGAGAGAGGAGCACGGGGAUCGUUCUAAACUUCACCCUUGAUGUGGAAGAAUUCGGCCAGGAACAUUGCAUACUGUGGGACUUCGGUGACGGGUCAAGCAGGUAUCUUUACGGAGUCACUGCAUGUAAAGGGAAAGAGCAGUACAAUGAAACCGAUGUGAUAUUCGUGGAGUCGCGGAACUAUACCAUCAACAUGUCUCACUCGUACGACACGGAAGCUGGCUAUGUAGUCACCGCUGAGGGUGUCAACAAGGUGUCGCGAGUCGUAGCCGAGAUCAAGUUAUACAUCACCACGCGCCCCCUAACGUGCAGUUUCCCGCACGUGCAGAUGAAGUUCGGGCGUUACCCCACCUCCCCUGUCGUCCGAAUGAGAUCGUCCAGCCUGAAGUCAGAGGCAGACGUCGUCGUGCGAUGUGAAGUGACCAGGCUGGCCAACUUCACCUGGACUGUCAACAGAGUCGUCAACGUCGCUGACGCCAAAACUGGAUUGAUCGAGCCCCAGCUGGAAUUCGUCUCCACAUCGGAAUCACCGACACCGCAGAGACUUUUCCCCGCAAGAACGUUUCCGUACGGGUUGUACAGGAUAACCCUGACGGUAGCAAUGCGCGGUGUGCCGGGGAUGGUCGGGCAGGACAGCAUGUUUGCGGAGAUAGAGAAGUCUCCGUUAGUAGUCGCCAUCAGGGGAGGCACGUCACGAGCUGUGGGCUUCAACAAGACCCUAGAACUUGACGGGGUAAAAGAAACCUACGAUCCAGACGUUGGCAACAUCGAAGACAAAACUGGCCUGCAGUACAUCUGGUUCUGCCGCCGUGGACAUGAGAAAUUCCCGAUGACGGGGGAUGAGCUGGACACCACUGUCACAACUAUCCCAUCUGAGGACGAGCUACAACUGAUUCUCGAAGACAGGACCCUUGACAAUGGCGGAUGCUAUGGAACCGGCCCAGGACGACUGAACGUUUCCGCCGGAGUCAUGAAUUUGAACACCUUCUGGUUCUUCGCGAACAUGACCUACGUCUUCCGCAUCCGGGUCACGAAGGACGACCGGGUAGGCUGGUUCGAACAAGCGGUGUACAUCAGCCCGGGAGACCCACCGGAACUCAUCAUCAGUUGCGAUAUCAACUGCAUGUCCAAGAUGAACCCAUCACGUGAUUUUCAGCUGACAGUCACGUGCCUGACGUGUGUUCAAGGCCUGACUACCUACUACAGCUGGCAGAUCUUCCAUCUGCAGAAAGACGUGGACGUCGUUACAGAAAUACCCAACCUCAACGAAAUGACUUACAAGGGAUACGCCCUGGCCACGCCCUUUCAGAUCAGGUGCAAGAACUGGCGGGACGAGAGUGACAGACUCUCGCGAGAUCCGGCAAAGGAUCACGGGAAGGGACUUUUCUAUGAAUUCAAAUCUCGUCACUUUGGCGCCAGAGAAUUUGCGUUAAUCUACUACGGACUGCAGUCUUUUAUCCCUCCGACACCGUUUGAGUUGGGACCAAAGAACGACAACUACACCUACAAUGUCGUCGUGACCAUAACUGACGCAACGGGCGAAUCUACAGAUGUCAUGAUACCAGUAAAGGUAUACCCCGAGCCGAUCGUGAAUCUGACCUCCACGCUAGAGGAGGUUGUUGGCGGGGCGGAGCUGGAGUCCAUGCUGCAGUCCCGAAACAUCCAGGCCGCCACACAGCUCAUCGUCAGCGUCGCCUCGCUCCUCAACAACCGCGGGGACGACGCCAUUGUGAUAGAGAAGACGGAGAAGGAAAUCGGCCAACUAGAGGAGGAAGAGGACAUUGAAGAAGUCGACGUCGAAGAGAGCGCCGCACCCACAGAAAUUGUAACAACUGAGAACGCUACAACCCUUAACAUGACCACACUGGCACCCACAGAUGUCACCGAAACUAGCACAGCGAUGCUGACCACAUCGACUGUUCGUGUGGUCACCGAGGUAAAGACAGAGGUAGACCUGGCGCGGGAACGAGAGCUUGAAGAGGAGCAGACGAGACGACAGGAGGAGGAGGAGGCCCAACUAAAAACCAAGAGGGUUGAGAUGAGAAGCAGCUUGGUGCAGAAGCUGUCCGACUCGUCCAAGAGCAUGGGCGGGGUACAGGACCUGGGCGCCGUGCAGCAGUACGCCACGGCCAUGAAGGCUGUCACUCAGCGGACUGACGAGGUCAACGAAGGCUCUCAGCUGACCGUAGUGGACGUACUGAAGGAUAUGGUCAGUGCUUUGUCCACCUUCGCGAUCGAGGACGAAACGGACACAGAUGACGUCAGAAACGCAGCCAAUGACUUGAUAGGAGGUCUCGGCAAUGUCCUCCAGGCGUCUGUCCUGCCAGUAGAAGGCAUUGUGUUGGAACCACAGGAGCUUGGAGUGGAGGAAGACACAGGGGAGACAGACACGCCUCCUGAAAGUAAGCCGAAAGAAGAAACAGCAGAGACGAACGAGGGAGAUCUACAAGACGACCAAGAACCUUUGGAGGAACAGAACGUCGAAGAAGUCAUCAGAAAACGACACACAGCUAAAAAGGUAGCUGAACAAGCCCUACAAGCAGUUGAAGACGUGGCCAGUACGUUGUUCAAGCGGGUCCUGCCAGGAGCGCCCCCUGUGCAGCUCAUGUCCCCGACUCUGGAAAUGCAGCUGCAGCGGGACGAGCCUUACGCCGUGACGAACAGGAGCAUGCGCACGAUCAGCGGCAACUUCCUCUUACCCGAGCAAGACGUCAUGUUUGCUGACAUGAACACAACGGGCGUUCUCGUGGAUUGUAAGGUGUUGGCGAUGCCGAAGAAUCCGUUCAGUUACGUGGACAGCGCGGCGCUCGUCAAGUCGCCGGUCCUGUCCCUGGAGUUCCGGACUCAGGGCGGCACCGAGCUGGAGAUGCGGGGCCUGCGGGACGAGGUGGCGAUCGAGCUGAGCAACCCGGCAGAUCAUCCCCCUCAGUUCACAGAAUUGACCUUCCCACGGCUGAAGAUCUACAGCGUGACGUUCCGAGUGCCCACAGACAACAGCUCCGUGCACGUUCUCGUCUACCCCGAGGACCCCGCCGUGACGCUGACGGUGUACCUGCGGCGAGGGGGCAAGGCGACCCCGUGGGACUUCGACUUCCGUGCGGUCAUACCCCGUGUGACAGAGAACCACCAGAACAAAACGAACGUGUGGGCCGUGGAUGACUCCACCGCGGCCGACAUGCUGCAGACAUGGCAGGGCGUGGAUCACCAGGCGGCCGACGAGCUGGCUCACACCCUGUUCAUACCCGACACAGAACAGCUACAGAAGGGAAUCUACUACCUCGGGUUACAAGCAAGAGUUCUACCAGAAGAAGACCCUCCAGAUUCCAACCUUACAGUAAGAGUGGCAACGUUCACGUCAGGGUGUAGGUACUGGGACACACACACGGAAAUGUGGCGGCAGAACGGCUGCAGGGUGAGCCCCAUGUCCACGGUCAAAACAACAAAGUGUCUAUGCUCUCACCUGACGUCAUUCGGGAGUGACUUCGUCGUCCCUCCGAACACCAUCGACUUCUCCACGGUGUUCUCCAAGUUCGCGUCCCUGAGUGACAACGCGCCGGUCUUCUCCACCGUCCUGUCUAUCAUCGGGCUGUACUGCAUUGUCGUGGGGCUGGCGAGGAGGGCCGACCGGAAAGACAUCGUUAAGUGGGGCGUGUCACCGCUCGUCGACAACGACGUCCGACACUCGUACCACUACCAGCUGGCGGUCUACACGGGCAUGCGCAAGGACGCGGGGACUCGGUCCGGUAUCGGGUUCGUCUUGUCCAGCGACAAGGGUGACACCGGGACCAGGAGACUGGACGACAAGGGGAAGAAGGUUUUUGAUCGCGGCAGCGUCAACAACUUUCUCCUGAGCGUCCCCCGUUGCCUAGGCAACCUGCAGUACCUCCGCGUUUGGCACGACAACUCCGGAAAAGGCCGCAAUGCAUCUUGGUUCCUUGACAAGAUCAUCAUCACAGAUCUACAAACGGAAAAGCGGACGUACUUUUUCUGUGGCCAGUGGCUGGCGGUGGAGGAAGGUGACGGGGUGGUGGAGCGCCUCCUACCGGCGGCAGGAGAGGAGGACGUCCUGCAGUUCCAGAACCUCUUCGUCUCCAACUCUCGCAAAAACAUGACCGACGGGCAUCUAUGGAUGUCGGUGCUGUCCCGGCCCACCCGCAGUACGUUCACCCGGGUACAGCGGGCGUCCUGCUGCCUGCUCCUGCUCUUCACCAGUAUGAUCACCAGCUGUAUGUUCUACCAGGCACCACUGGACCCGGACGCACCCGGUCUGCACCUGGGACUGUUCUCCAUCACAUAUCAAGAGCUCUCCAUCAGCAUACAGAGCACGCUUGUCGUACUACCGGUCAACCUCCUUGUGGUCAACAUCUUCCGUAAGCUACGUGCCAAGGAUCAGGUGGCUCCAAGCAAAGGGAAUUACGGCAAGAAUAUCAAAGCAGUAAGUUCGUCAUCACUGACGAAAAGGGACACCGAGAAGCCCCGUGAAAAGUCAUCAAACAAGGAGAAAGAAAACAACAAACCAGACGAGACAGAACAUACACAAAAUCUACAUACGAAAGAUGUAGGGUCGCCGCACAAAAUGUCUACAACUUUGACAAAAGAACAAGAUCCGCAGCCAGACUGUCCCAGUCCGCAACUACCGAGGAAAAGUCAAGGAAAAGGGGAUUCGGGAAGGGCAAAAAAUGAAGACCAAUCCCUGCCAUCAUUGGCCGAUAGAAAUGAACAACCGCCAGUGCAACAGACUUGUGAAGGUUCGAAAACUGAAGCUUCGACACCACACAACGUUGUGCAGCACGUGAGGACUCUACACGGGGAAGAGACCAAGACACUCAGGAGGCGACGGUCUAGAGACGCGCUCGCAGCAACCAAUAAUCAACAAUACUGCGUUUCCACUAGCUUAAUUGUACCGUUAGAAGAUAGUCACACUGAAAAUGAUACAAAUCUUGAUUUUGAAGAGACAAGCAAUGUGCAAAGUGGUAGUACGCCAAGAGUCCGGGCUAAACCAUCUAAGAUUGAGCCGACCCCUCGUGGAUUGGAGAAGCGUAGACAGGCUCUCAAACGCACGUCAUCAUUGCCAAGGUCAAACGCAAUCCUUCCCUAUGACGACUCUGAAGCCCCUAUGGCCCAGUCAGUGUCAACUGAGUCACUCCACACUUCAGGAGACAAACAACUGAAACCUCUCCACGUUCGCUUAGAAGAAAGCGUAGCCCGAUUCGAAGAGGCCAAAAGACGCGAAGAGAAGAACAAAACAUCAGAGAAAAAGAAGGCAAAGCCCGAGACCAAGAAGAAGAAGCAAACAGCAAAGAAAAAUAAGCCGUUCCUGCUGCCCCAUUGGUUCUUGUGGGUUGCGUACGUUAUUGUGUACGGUGGCGCUAUGAUGUCUGGGUUCUUUACCAUACUGUACUCGCUGGAGUGGGGGUACAACAAGUCCACCCAGUGGCUGGUUACCUUCUUGUUGUCCUUCUUCCAGGACGCUUUGGUAGUGCAACCAGUAAAAGUGGUAGUGAUGGCCGCUCUGGUGUCGCUGAUAGUUAAGAAGUCAGACGAAGAAGAAACAGAAAAGGAGGACGACAAUAAUCAGCUGGGCGAAGACGAAGAGGCCGAGGCAGAAGUUCCUGACAGAAACACCCAACGUGGCCCUCAUCCGCAGCCCCCGAAGCAGGACCGUCUCCGCUCGGCUCGAGAGGUCAGGAUCAAGGAGCUGAAGAUGGAGGACGUGGUGAGGACCUCGGCACUUCACCUGGCUUUCCUGGCGGUCAUCGUCACCGUCAGUCUGUACAACAGGGGCGACCACGCGUACUACCUGCACCGGUCUGUCACCAACACCUUCCUGGAGAACAGGCAGUUCAAGCAGAUACACACAGUGGACGGUUUGUGGACGUGGACAGAGGAGGUACUACUACCGAACCUGUACCCUGACGUAACCUGUAGCAACACCAGUGUUCCACUACGUGACAGAAAGUUCAUCUCCGAUGGGACUUCUUUCCGAGUGGGAAGAGUUCGACUGCGACAGCUUAGAGUCACACCAAACCAGUGCCUAAUACCUGUGGUGAUGAGAGCAACUGUCCCGAAGUGCAACGUGGACUACUCCUGGACCAAUGAGGACACGCGUUCCAUGUCACAAGGAUGGGUACCUCAGACAGACCUCAGUAACCAUAGAAAUAAUACCAAUCAUGCCAUGACGACGCCAAAGACGGAAGACCUGGCUCCCUGGAGGUACGAAGACGCCAUUGAUUUAACCUCAGCGGCCUUUUAUGGUGAAUUACAUCUUUACAGAGGUGGUGGAUACGCUGUUGUCUUAAAGAACAACGCAAAGCGUGCUAAGACGCAGCUUUCUGGUCUCAAGAAAACUGCCUGGCUGGACAAGUACACGCGUGCUGUGUUCGUCGAGUUUUCUCUCUACAGUCCUCCGUCCAGUCUUUUCAUGGCAGUGACAAUCGUCCUGGAGUUUACAACCGUUGGUGACGUCACUAGGUAUCCCAGAAUCCAAAGCGUCCGACUGUACGGUGUUGAUCCCGUGAUCAUCACGUGCAAGGCCCUGUACUGCCUGUUCGUGCUGUAUUUCAUUGGACGCGAGGGGCGGAGGAUCAGACGAAAAGGCAGGGAAUAUUUCAGAAGCUUUUGGAACUGCGUAGAGAUACCGUUCAUUGUACUGGAGGUAGCGGCUGUUGCACUGUACGGAGUAAGAACGGCUUUCUGUAACGACGUUCUGGAUAAAUUGAACGAAAGAGGUGGUUUCGUUAACUUCCAGUCUGCCGCUUGGUGGAACGAUGUCUACAGUUACGUCCUCGCCUGUUUGGUGUUCGCCUCCAUAGCCAAGUUUCUGACGCUCUUGCGAUUCAACGGACGGAUGGCCAUGCUUUCCUACGUCAUCAGACGGGCGACCAAUGAGCUGGUCCAUUUCACCGUCAUGUUCUUCGUCAUCUUCUUGGCGUACUGUCAGGUCACAUACCUCCUGCUGGGGACGACUCUAGCCGGGUUUGGGACUUUUCAGGCCAGCCUGGAGAUGAUGUUUGCGAUUCUCCUGGGUGACGUGGACCUGUCCUGGGUGCUGAAGGCGAGUCCGCUCAGCUGUGUCUUCCUCCUCACCUUCAUCCUCACACUGGUGAUGGUCAUUGUCAACAUGUUCCUGGCUAUACUCGUGGAUUCCAUCAAACAUGAUGAUGUAAGAAGGCUGAAGAAGGAGAAUGAAUUGACAGACUUCAUGAUCCACCGUCUUAAGACAAUGUUCAAGUUGACAGAUAAGACGUCACUUCCAUCCAUCAAGACCACAACUCCCCAACCGGAACCCAAACCAUCCAUCCGCACCACUCACGAGGUGGCUACUUGUCCUUUGCCCUCCUCCCGGACUAUACCAGAUGUUGAGAACACAACAAAAGAAAAGGAAAAAGAAGGUAUAUUGUAUUUAUUUCAUCUAAAACAACCUACUUUAUUCCCAGUCGCAGAGACAAGCCAGAUGAAUGAACCAGUGGAGAACCCUACCGACCCAGCUGACGCCUUCGACGUUACGGACCUCCCGGGGAGAGUUGAACAUCUUUUGCACUAUGUGUACGGCCAGUAUGGCGGUGAUAUUACGGUAGACCAACCGCAAAACACCAUGCAGGCUUCCUCUCCUUCAGAGACUCCAGAUUCAGAAGAUGUUGACGAUGAGCUCAAGUACCUUCGCAAUGAUGAAAGUCCUACAGCCAGCCUGGACAGCUUCGAAUUGCAGCUGCAGCACGGCCAGACACCGCUAGGGCAUCCAAGAGACCAAAUUCGCACGACGUCUAGAGGUAACACACCACCAGACCGAGCAUCAGUGAGCCCAGUGACGCCUAGAGAAGGUCCGUCGCCCCAAAGUUAUGGAAGCAAGACCCCGUCUCCGGUGGGAGGUGCAGUUCGGUCAACUCCUCCUGCCAAGAGUGACACAAAGAAAUCUUCUAAGAGCGAUGAAAAGAGGUUUUAUCACAAGGUCAGUACGUCGCUGUCGGUUGAUGUGGUGGUCCACAUUGCCUCCAAAGAAUCGUCUGUUGCGGAGGAUUUGACUGACCCUGACCCAGACAGACCCAAGAAAAAUCUGGAUGUAGACACUCUUUCCUCCAAGCCUCCCAUAUCACCAAGGGUGCCAAGCACCCAUAAGAAGCAAAAUGCCGACAAGAAGAGGCCUCGUUCUGAUCGCAGACAGAAGAUGACUCGAAGAAGCUCCGUGUCCCCGAAAAGAGACUCGCAAAGAGAUGUCAAGAAGUCGGAGUACGAGGAUUUUGGCGACGCCUCGUGGGGUCGUGCCGGAGCCAGAUCUGCGACAAGCAGUCCCGUGGAUACCGACUGUCCGUCACCCCCGUACCCUCCACCGCCACGACCGUUUCUCCCGUCCCGGGAAGGUAGCACGACCGUCCAGCUGGCUACGGGCUGGCGUCGCCCCCGGGUUCAGAAGCUGAAAUUCCGCCACUCCAUGGCUGGGAACAUUUCGGAGGUCGGCGAUUCAGACAAAGCAUCGGGUCUACCUGCCUUCACACCGCGCCACAGUCCUGAACUCACCCCCAGGACGGAGUCACCAACAAAGGAUAAGGAGGAAGAUUCCAAGCGGCAAAAUACACCUAGAGAGGAGGAGUACUUAGAGGACGACGAUAACCCUUGGCCAACGGAAGAGGCGUCAAGUGAUAUGGAAGAGGAUGAUGACGUAGAAGGUCCCUAAAUUGGGCUAACUUGAAGUUCCCAACAAGCAUACGUGUAACAGUAUUUCCUUAAUCAGGUGCACUUAUAUAAUCUGUAAAUGCACAAAUUCAUCAAAUUUUCAAAUAUGUGCAUACUCUA
Molecule: messenger RNA, 11564 nt
Organism: Branchiostoma belcheri (Belcher's lancelet)
Lineage: Eukaryota; Metazoa; Chordata; Leptocardii; Amphioxiformes; Branchiostomatidae
Exons: 32
Coding region: 1-11445 (3814 amino acids)
Biological process (GO): detection of mechanical stimulus
Cellular component (GO): membrane
Molecular function (GO): protein binding; calcium channel activity
Source: RefSeq, a predicted model, not a curated record